AUGGAGGGGCGAGUGGGGGCGCUGCGGAAGCAGGCGGGGGCGGAGAGGGAGGGUAGGGUGGCGACGGCGGCGCAGCAGGCGCGGCUGGGGGCGGAGGUGGCGGCGAUGGAGGCGCGAGUGGGGGAGCUAAGGGAGCGGGCGGAGGUGGAGAGGGAGGGGAGGGUGGCGGCGAAUAGGGAGGUGACACGUGUGGUUGAGGAACUGAGGCGGGCGGAAGAGCGUGUGGCAGCAUGCGAGCAAGAAAAGCAGACGCUGAGAGGUGAGAGCCCCUCCGUCGCUGCUGCCCUUCCGAACCCAACUCUUCCUCUGCCCUCCCAAACCCCUCCGUGCAGACGAGGCAGCAGUGCUGGCGCAACACGAACUGGGCCUCAGAGCUGCGCUGGUGUGAAACACGGGCGUGCCGCCGUGUGUCCUCCCUCCCUCCCCAUCCCUUGCUUCCAUUGCCCCCUCACACCCCUCCGUGCAGACGAGGCAGCAUUGCUGGCGCAACAGGCAGUGGGCCUCAGAGCUGCGCUGGUUAGAGGAGGCGGCAGCGCUGGCGCAACAGGCGCUCGACCUCAGAGCUGCGUUGCAAGCAGCAGAGGCGGAGAGGAGUAUUUGAGUCGACUCAAAAUGCGCUGCCCUCCCCAACCCCCAACCAUGCGUGCAGAGGAAGCGGCAGCGCUGGCGCAACAGGCACUCGACCUGAAAGACGCUCUGCAAGCAGCAGAGGCGGAGAGGGGGAGAGUUGCUGCAGCGGCUGCUGCUGCUGAGAGCGAGAGGGAUGAACUGAGACGAGGGGUGGUUGAGGUGAGGCGAGAGGUGGAUGAGGUGACGAUACUACAGGUGAAGGAGGUUCAGAUGCUGCAGAGGGAGAGGGACGAGGCGAGGCGAGAACUGAAGGAGGCGAGGAGGGAGUUGGAUGAAGUGCGAUUACUGCAGGUGGAGGAGGUGCUGCCGCUGCAGAGGGAGAGGGACGAGGUGAGGCGAGAAAGGGACGAGGCAAGGAGUGAAAGGGACGAGGUGAGGCGAGAGUUAGAGGAGGUGAGGAGGGAGCUUGAUGAAGUGAGAUCAUUGCAGGUGGAGGAGGCGCAGGUGCUGCAGAGACAGAAUCAGCAGCUGCCUUGCCAGAUCCAGCAGCCUCAGCAGCAGCCGCAGCCGCCGCAGCAGCAGCAUUCAUCUCAGCAGCAUGAGCAGCAGCAGCGGCAGCAGCAUGAGCGCGUGGAGUGUCGGUUGGGCAGCCGCACGCAUCAUGUGCUGGUGGAUCGCCGCUUGUUACACUUGCUCUCACCAGACGCUGCUCGGAGCAGCAGCAGCGGUGACGCAGCAAGGGCUGAGGGCACUGGAGCAGGGGGGAAUGAGGCCGAGAGAGGAACUGGAGGAGAGAGCGAGAGAGGAAUGGUAGCAACAGGAAGGGCAGCUGGGGUGGUGUGUGAUUUGCUGGAGGCUGCAACAGCGGCUGUGGCAGCAGCAGUGGGGGACAGGCAGGCGAGCAGCGAUGCGCUGGCUUUACUAUCACAGGCACAGGUGAUACUAUCGAGGGUGAUAGUACCAAAUGCUGGCGAUUCAGGGAGCUUCGGAAGUAGCAGAAGCAGUGCACACCCGUUAACCCCUUCAUCCUCCUCUCCCUUUGGGCUUCCCUCCUCCUCGUCCUGUUCAAGCUCAUCCUCUUUAAAGGAUGCUGCGAUAUUGGCUGCAAGAGCAGAGAGGGAGCGGCUAGUGAGGAGAUUGGAGGAGGUGGAGGCGCGAUGGGAGAGGUCCCAGGACGAGCUCCGGAGGAGUUUGGGGGAGAAAGAGGAGCUUAAGAAGGAGUUGAGUGCGGUUCUGGGGAGUGUGGCAGAAGAACCGAGGGAGUGGGCGGAGAGGAGGGAAGAGGAGAGGAGGAAGAGUAAUGGGGUGAUGAUGAUGCUGGGUGUGGUGGAGAGAGGGAGGGAGGAAGCGGAGAGGAGGAGGAGGGAUGCGGAGAGGAGGUGUGAGUGGAUGGAGAGGAGGUUAAGGGAAGCAGAGAGAAGGCUGGAGGAGAGGGGGUUGGGGGUGGGCGCUGGGAUGGGGAUGGGGGUGGGAGCGGGGGUGGAGGUGAGUGGUAAGGUGGAAGGAGAGGGUGGGAAGUUAGUGGGGAAGGGUAAGGGGAGUGAGGGGAACGGGGCAAGUGUGGGAGGAGGUGGGGAUGGGGGAUGCGAGGGUGGGGGAGGAGACAGAGAAGGGGAGGUGAUAUCAGGGGAAGGGGAGAGGAAGUGGCAUCAAGCAGCAGCGAAGCAGCAGCAAAGGCAGCUGAAAGGGCAGCAGCAGGCGGGGGAACGAGAGCAGCAGGUACGAGGGGAACAGCAGGUACGAGGGGAACAGCAGGCAGAGAAGAUAGAAGGUAAUGGGCAGGACAGAACGGAGGGCGCACAGCACGAGCAGCAGCAAGGGCUGGGGGGGCAGGAGAAGCAUGAGGGGCAGGGGGGACGGAACCAGCAGUGGCAGCAGCAGCGGCAGGAGCAGGCAGAAGGGCAGCAACACGUGCAAGCGCGGAGCCGAAUGGAGCGGGUGUCAGUGUGGGCCCAGCAAAGGACCGGCAGCAUCGAGGCUACCACGCGUCCCCAAUGCCCUCCCCCUCUUCCUCCGCCUCUGGUCAUGCUGGUGGUGCUUCCAAUGCAGCUCCCUCUGCCUCUGCCGUUGCUCCUCCCCUUCCGACUAUGUCCACUCCUUUUGCUGCACCUGUAG
Closterium sp. NIES-65 is the source of this 2685-nucleotide messenger RNA. Lineage: Eukaryota; Viridiplantae; Streptophyta; Zygnematophyceae; Desmidiales; Closteriaceae. The record is from the annotation of a GenBank genome assembly.